AUGGAAGCCUGUUCGUUGAAAAAUUCCCUGAAAAUCUUCGUUGAUACCUUCCACAAAUAUUCUAACAUUUCUGGAAACAAAGAUGCCCUGAACAGGAGGGAAAUGAAGACGCUGUUGAACAAGGAGAUGCCACAUUUCAUCAAGAACUCCAAGGAUCUGAAGAAUGUCUCACAUCUCUUUGAAGAACUGGACACAAACCAAGAUGCUGAUGUUGACUUCAAGGAGUUCGCUGUGAUGAUAGCACGUGUGGUCAUGGAAACCCAUGAAAAGAUGCAUGAGAAUGCACCUCCCGGCCAGGGCCACAGCCACGGGCCUGGCCUUGAGGGGCCUGUAAAGGGGAAAUGUGGGCAAUAA
Molecule: messenger RNA, 354 nt
Organism: Vombatus ursinus (common wombat)
Lineage: Eukaryota; Metazoa; Chordata; Mammalia; Diprotodontia; Vombatidae
Product: protein S100-A12-like
Exons: 2
Coding region: 1-354 (117 amino acids)
Biological process (GO): endothelial cell migration
Cellular component (GO): cytoplasm; extracellular exosome
Molecular function (GO): calcium ion binding
Source: RefSeq, a predicted model, not a curated record